Molecule: messenger RNA, 999 nt
Organism: Saccharomycodes ludwigii
Lineage: Eukaryota; Fungi; Ascomycota; Saccharomycetes; Saccharomycodales; Saccharomycodaceae
Gene: RPA43
Product: DNA-directed RNA polymerase I subunit RPA43
Exons: 1
Coding region: 1-999 (332 amino acids)
Biological process (GO): DNA-templated transcription initiation; DNA-templated transcription
Cellular component (GO): RNA polymerase I complex
Source: RefSeq, a predicted model, not a curated record
AUGUCUUUUAAAAGAUCCAGCAGUAGUAAAUUAAUUACCUUGUCAGAAGAUGUAAGAGCCAGAGCAUUUAUUAAAAAACAAAAGAGAAAUUAUACUAAUCCAAUUAGUUCAGAAACAGGUAUUUCAAACUGCAUGGUUAAAAUUGCUGUAUCAAUGUACUGUUGUUUAGCGCCUAUGUAUUUAAAUAAUCCCAUCGAGGGAAUAAAAAAACAGCAUUUAGACAACAUGAUUAUGAAGUACAACAACGAUGUCAAUGGUAUUAUACUUGGUUAUGAAAACUUGAAAUUCAUUCGCAAUGAAGACGACAAAGAAAAUGAGCAAUUAUUUAAAGUUACUCCAGAUACUCCAUUUUCCUUUAUUUGGUGUAGCGUUGAUUUCAUAGCUUGGACACCACAAAUUGGUGAUAUAAUUGAAGGAUGGAUUUUCAUUCAAUCUGCAUCUCAUAUUGGUAUAUUAAUCCACGAUGCAUUUAACGCUAGUGUAAAAAAAAAUAAUAUUCCAGAAUCAUGGACAUUUGUUCAUAAUGAAGACUACGUUAAUAAUGGGGAAAAUUCUAGUAACAAUCAAUCUAAUUCCUUGGGUUAUUGGGUCGAUGAAAAUGGCCAACAAUUAGAUGGAAAAAUUAAAUUUGCCAUUAGAAAUAUUUUUACCACUGGUAAGUUGAUUUCACUGGAUGGUACGCUGUUAACUUUAUACGGGGAUGGAAGCAAAAGUAGCGAUAUUAAUAUUAAUGCGAAUACAGGAAAUGAUAAAACAAUGGAUAACCAAAAAAAUAUGAGUGCACAAAAUUUACCGGUAGUUUCUAAUAAGAAAAUAGUAUUUGAUGAUGAAGUGUCUACAGAAAAUAGAGAAAGUCACAAGGAACUAGAUUUACCAAAAAUAGAAAAAGAAAAUGGCGAAGAGGUUGUUUAUGAGGAUAAUGCCAGUAGCAGUGAUAACGAUAGUGAUAAGACUAGCAGUGAUAGUAGUAGUGAUGAAGAAAGUUCAUCUAAUGAAUAA